AUGUCUACGGUCUCUCCUGCCAGCAAAAAGCAAAAGCUGCAAAAGGUCAUCGGGACUCACAACGGAACAUUUCACUGCGACGAAGCCCUCGCCGUUUUUCUUCUGCGUCAGACCGCUGUCUAUCGUGAUUCGGAUCUCAAACGCACACGCGACCCGAGUGUUCUCGAUACUUGCGAUAUCGUGGUGGACGUCGGUGCUGUAUACGAUGAAUCAAAGCAAAGAUUUGACCACCAUCAACGAGGUUUCACUGAAGUUUUUGGACAUGGGUACGAAACAAAAUUGAGCUCUGCAGGGCUCGUGUUCAAGCAUUUUGGAAAAGAGAUCAUCUCCAACGUCGCUCAACUGAAUGUCGAUCAUGAAAACGUCCAUACCUUGUGGUUGAAGAUGUACAAGGAAUUUAUCGAAGCCAUCGACGCGGUUGAUAACGGCAUUUCUCAAUAUCCGACGGAUCUGAAGCCGAGAUACACAAAUCGUACGGAUUUGUCCAGUCGGGUGGCUGCCCUGAACCCACCUUGGAAUCAGACACUUGAUGCAGCUGGCGUGGAUGCCCAAUUUUUAAGAGCAUCUUCCUUGACAGGUGGAGAGUUUAUGGGAAAACUCAGCUACUACGCCAAUGCUUGGCUACCUGCAAGAGAGUUACUGACUGAAGCGAUGGCCAAGAGCAGAGCGAAUAUAGACUCGACCGGGAAGAUCAUCCUUUUGGAGCAAUUUUUACCCUGGAAAGAGCAUUUAUUCGAACUCGAAACCAAGAGCGGCGGUCCGCCUGCCGCACUAUACAUCAUAUAUCCAGACGAGUUUGGUGGUAAUUGGCGUGUUCAAGCUGUUCCCGUUUCGCCCGAUAGUUUCGAAAGUCGUAAAGCGCUUCCAGAGAAAUGGAGAGGUGUACGGGACGAUGAGCUCAGCAAGAUUAGUGGCGUAGACGGUUGCAUUUUUGUGCAUGCAAGUGGCUUCAUCGGUGGAAAUAAAACAAAAGAAGGAGCGAUGCAACUUACAAAAUUGGCACUCGAGUUGUAA
Molecule: messenger RNA, 1014 nt
Organism: Marasmius oreades (fairy-ring Marasmius)
Lineage: Eukaryota; Fungi; Basidiomycota; Agaricomycetes; Agaricales; Marasmiaceae
Exons: 8
Coding region: 1-1014 (337 amino acids)
Cellular component (GO): nucleus; cytoplasm
Source: RefSeq, a predicted model, not a curated record